Molecule: messenger RNA, 557 nt
Organism: Saccostrea cuccullata (small rock oyster)
Lineage: Eukaryota; Metazoa; Mollusca; Bivalvia; Ostreida; Ostreidae
Product: cell division cycle protein 123 homolog
Exons: 5
Coding region: 312-557 (81 amino acids)
Cellular component (GO): cytoplasm
Source: RefSeq, a predicted model, not a curated record
AAAGGCCAGUCUACAGGAACUCUUUAAUGCUGAAGUUACAAAUGGUGUGUCCAUGUGUUUAUGUUGUUGUUCGACGCCGACUGUCACCCGAUUGACAAGUGAAAAACUCAUCUGUUCCUUGUUUUUCUAAACUGUCAGCAGUGUCAACAGAUUUUAGUGUUGAUUGGACGCACUGCUGUUGAAAAUUUUACUUGGAGGCCGAUAAUAUAUGAAGAUUAACCAGUCUGAUCUGUUUUCCAUGAAACUUUAUCACCUCGAGGAAGAGAGUUUGCUGAAUACCUUGAAAUAUCAGACAUCUGUUCAGGUCAGCAAUGAAGGUGUCAGAAGUGAUGUACUGUAGCUUCCCGGUGUGGUAUCCAAAAUUUAAGCAUAUUUCAGUCAAGAGCAUUGUGAUACCACUACCUGCAGAGUUUCUAGAAUACUUACACACUGAUGGAGUUGUGUUGCCAGAAGGGAGUCUGGUAACUUCAGGAGACAGGGACUCAGAUGAAGACAGGGUUGGAGAAGAGUUAGAUGUGAACUGGGAUGAUGAUUCAGUGGAGGACCUAAGUAUAUAG